AUGCACCUUCUCUCUGUUCUAAACACUUACGACAUAAGAUUAGGGCAAAAUAUUGGAGGAAAAUCGCUGAGCAGCCUCCAUCCAGCCUCCAUCCAGAUUCCAGCUCCAGAUAGCACCAAGGAAAAGUGUGCAGAUACCAGUGUACCACCAAGGAAAAAUGCAGCUUCAUUUCAUACAGGUUUGUCAAUUGAGUUAACAAUGUCUGCCUCUGGUUCUGGAAGAGGGAGGAAGAGGAAAAAUGUUGCGGGUAACCGAACGGAUCCUGGUUGGGAACAUGGAAUUGAAAUAGAUGCUGCAACCAAAAAGGUACAAUGCAAGUAUUGUAAUGUGACUCGAUCGGGAGGUAUAUAUAGAUUAAAACAUCAUUUAGCUUGUACUCAUCAAAAUGUUGAGCCAUGUCCUCAAGUCCCAGAAGAUGUUAGAGGAAAGUUCAUGAGUCUUUUAAGAACUCAAACAUUAGAGUCUCAAAAUAAAAAGAGAAAGAUGUUUGAUGUUGGUGAUGAUUCUGAAGAGGAGGUGGAACUAUUAGCAUAUCAUCAUCAAAACAAACAAAAACGGGUGGGUGCCAUAGAUAAAUUUGUGAUGAAGAAAUCUGGACGUCAAAAUCAAAAAACUCUCAAUCAAAUGUUUAAGAAAGAAGAGAGAGAUGAUGUUUGUCAAACCAUAGCUCGUUUUUUUUACACUAGUGCAAUUCCUUUUAAUUGUGUGAACAACCCUAUAUUUCCACUCAUGGUUAAGAAGAUUGGGGAUUAUGGAAAAGGACUUGUGCCACCAUCUUACCAUGAAAUUAGGGUGACAUUUUUAAAAAAAGAAGUGCAUGAGACACUACAAUUGGUUGAUGAGUUUAAGGAACAAUGGAAGAAGACCGGAUGUACAAUUAUGUCGGAUGGAUGGUCAGAUAGAAAGAGAAGAUCCAUAUGUAAUUUUCUUGUGAAUAGCCCUAAUGGAACUAUUUUCUUGUCAUCACUAGAUACAUCCGACAUUUCAAAAACGGGUGAAAAGGUUUUUGAGAUGUUAGAUGAGGUUGUUGAGAAGGUUGGAGAAGAAAAUGUUGUACAAGUUGUAACUGACAAUGCUUCUAAUUAUAAAUUGGCGGGACAAAUGUUAAUGGAUAAAAGAAAAGGCUUGUUUUGGACUCCUUGUGCCGCCCAUUGCAUAGAUUUGAUGUUAGAAGAUUUUGAGAAGGAAAUACAAGUUCAUCGUGUUACAAUUGGUAAAGGAAAAAAGAUUGUGGCAUACAUUUAUUCAAGAACCAAUCUUAUUCAUUAGAUGAAGGAGUUUACAAAAGACAUUGAACUUAUAAGGCCUGCGGUAACUCGGUUUGCUACCUCUUACUUGACAUUGAGACGUCUUCAUGAGCAAAAAGGUGCAUUGUUCUCUCUAUUUACAUCAAACAAGUGGAGGAAUAGUAGAUUUGCGAAGUCUGAAAAGGGGAAAAAAAUUGAAAAUAUUGUUUUGGACAAUCGAUAUUUUUGGAAGGGUGUUUCUACCUGCUUGAAGGCUGCAGUACCUCUCAUUAAGGUACUUAGGUUGGUGGAUUCAUAUGAGCAUCCGGC
This is a messenger RNA of Camellia sinensis, 1556 nucleotides long. The record is from RefSeq and is a predicted model, not a curated record. NCBI's taxonomy places the organism in Eukaryota, Viridiplantae, Streptophyta, Magnoliopsida, Ericales, Theaceae.